AUGAGUACCACUGAUAAUAUGACAACUACAGAGAAUGAAUCAACAAAUCACGUCGCUACUAUUGGUGCAUCAGCAGAAGGGGACACCACAGCGAACACGGACUCUGUUACCCUCAAUAUAACCAGUAACGAGGAAUCAAUCUCAACUACCACCACCACCACCAAUACAAUUCCUCCUCUCCCUGGAAUCAGCAAUAACACCAUAAUGCCAAAUGUAAAGGGUGAUGCAGACAGCAGCAGCAGUAUCAGCAGUUCUGUGUGGGUGCGUGUACCACUACUGAUUGUGGUUACACUGGCCUGUAUUCUUGUGUGCUGA
Trypanosoma theileri is the source of this 315-nucleotide messenger RNA. RefSeq lists its product as uncharacterized. The transcript has a single exon. The record is from RefSeq and is a predicted model, not a curated record. NCBI's taxonomy places the organism in Eukaryota, Euglenozoa, Kinetoplastea, Trypanosomatida, Trypanosomatidae. The coding region runs from base 1 to 315 and encodes 104 amino acids.